AUGACAAAGUAUCCCCUUUGUGUAACUGUAUUUGUGAAGGAUUGUGAAUUAACUGAUAGAAAUUUAGAUGAAGACGGAGUUGGAAUAUAUGGAGGUGAUACAGCUGAUACACAUGCAUUAGUGCUUGGUGUGUCAUUCGUCAUGCCAUUGAUCACAAGUUCCAGUGGAAAAACAAAUAGAUCAAGUCAAAUCAGUCAAAACGUUAAUAUUUUUGGAGUCACUUCUGACCCUGGCCAUGGAAUAAGCAUCGGAAGCUUAGGGAAUAAGCCAAAUAAAGUUGUCAAGGAUGGACAUGUUAAAAAUUGUACUCUUAUAGCUACUCAAAAUGGAAUGAGGAUUAAGACUUGGGCAUCAUCAAAUGUUGGUGAAGCUGCAAUUUGA
Messenger RNA from Solanum stenotomum, 381 nucleotides. Its product is annotated as polygalacturonase-like. Gene Ontology annotation, molecular function: polygalacturonase activity. Gene Ontology annotation, biological process: carbohydrate metabolic process. The transcript has 3 exons. Bases 1 to 381 code for a protein of 126 amino acids. Lineage: Eukaryota; Viridiplantae; Streptophyta; Magnoliopsida; Solanales; Solanaceae. The record is from RefSeq and is a predicted model, not a curated record.